AUGAUCAAUCUAUGCUUGGUGGUUAUUGCAACACAAUUCGCUGAAACAAAACGGCGCGAGACGGAACGAAUGAUCGAAGAAAGGAAGCGGUUGCGAUCCUCGGGGUCACUCAGCAGCGAUCCACUGCAGUCCUCAAGGGAUGAAGAAGCAGGAGAGAGUGUCUAUGCAGCCAUAGUAAAAUCCAUUGCUCAUUAUACCAGGCGUAUAAAGCGAAGGCUGCACAAGGCACUGUUAAAUUUUUCCCUUGCUUUUAGUUUGACCUAAAGACAGUUUGUUGUAUCCUGCAUCAUGCAAAGCAAAGAACACUGUUACAAAUACGAAAUCGAAUGGAAAUAUGAACGGUUUGUUACUCAUUUUCAGUGUGAUCCAAAACGUUAUCCCGUAAUUUCGGUGCAUAAUUUCGAUAAUAUUGGUGAUUUCUAUGCGUUUUUACUGUGCAGUGGUAUAGCUCGAGAAAAAAUGCGUAUUGUCGAGAGAAUGCUUAUUGUUCGUAUGAAAAAUAAUGUGUCUGAACUGAGUUUCGAUUUGCACCGUGACUUAGGGAAUUUCAAAGAUACACGUAGCGAAGUGACUAUUUCGCUUAUCAGACAAGCUGCUAAGCUGAAACUCUGUAUGGAUAUUCUCAAUUUACGUACGAUCCUAAUUCAGCCUGGCGGUGAAAUUUCCGGCACGCAGACAUGA
Molecule: messenger RNA, 681 nt
Organism: Gongylonema pulchrum
Lineage: Eukaryota; Metazoa; Nematoda; Chromadorea; Rhabditida; Gongylonematidae
Source: the annotation of a GenBank genome assembly